Styela clava is the source of this 2844-nucleotide messenger RNA. RefSeq lists its product as uncharacterized. NCBI's taxonomy places the organism in Eukaryota, Metazoa, Chordata, Ascidiacea, Stolidobranchia, Styelidae. Gene Ontology annotation, biological process: G protein-coupled receptor signaling pathway. Gene Ontology annotation, molecular function: G protein-coupled receptor activity. Gene Ontology annotation, cellular component: membrane. The record is from RefSeq and is a predicted model, not a curated record.
AUGUUUUUACAGUAAUAUUGUAUGCACUCUUAGUUUUUAAUGCUUAAAAGUAACGAUGAGACCAGUUUUUGGAAUAAUAUUCACGUUACUCGUACUUUACGGAACAAACGCUCAGACUGAAGAACAAAUAAGACAGCUUCGAAUCGUCUGUUCUCGAGGUUUGCCACUUGUUUCGAGGGAGAUAGAGAUGUAUUGUUGUGAGCUACAAGUGCCGACAUUCAAAGAAUAUUGGUAUUAUGCGGGAUACUACCUUACGCGCCACAUGGAACUUUUGAAAACAUGGAAAUGUCCUCAGUUGGAAGAAGAGUGUCAGACCCGUCCAUACGCUUUUAAUGAAUUUUUGGAACUAACCUACGAUCAAUUUUGCAAUAAAACUGCAUUGGAGAAGAAAUGUACACCCGUGGUUCAGAAGGUGGUGAAGUCGACAUUAACAACAAGUUAUUCAAUGACGUCUAUGACGACAGAAAACGAGACAACCACAAGCGGGGAUGUAAGCACGGAUUGGGAUAAUCUCGUUGCCCAACUUGACCCGGCAACUAUCGAUAUAGACGAUCUAGUCAAACCAUGCAUACAAGCCGCUCAGAUUGAACCACCACAUGGUGGAUUUGGAGAUUUUUUGGAAAUGAUGACACCGAAUAUUCCGUUUUGCACAAUGGUUUGGUGUGGAUUUUCUCAAUCUGCUGUUGAAAGAGAAGGUGGACUUCGAAUUUACGACUGUAUGCCAUCAUGGUGUAAAGCGAAUCUCGUGAUCAUGAUGUUGGUAGUAAUUUUACUUGGAAUUGCUGUCGUCGUGGCCAACAUCGUCGUUAUUGUUGUAUUUAGCACUACACCAAAGUUGCAAAACAGUCAGGCUGUGUUCAAGAUAUCGUUGGCAACGGCGGAUUUAUUGAUUGGAGUUUUUGUUCUUCCAACAUGUGCGGUUAGUUUGUCCAAAAUAACGCUCGGUACAGCGAAGAUGGGAGAAGUCUAUCAUCUAAAAUUGCCGGAAAUUUCAGAUCCUUUGAUCGACUGGACGAAAGUACCUAUGCACGGUCGCGAUGGAAUAACGGUGAACAAAACGACUGGCUUUUUUGAGUUAGUCUUUGACACACCGUACCUGUAUGCAGUUGGUUGCGUUACAACUAUUUCUUUCCUCGUGUCAAUUUACACUCUUAUGCUAGCAGGAUUUGACAGACUGCUGGCUGUUCACAGACCUUUGCAGUACCGCCGGCAUCGUGCAAAGAAAAUUGCUAUUCGCUUGUCCCUGGCAAUGUGGGCAAUAGCUAUAAUUUUUUCGUUACUACCUCUGAUGUCUAAUCUUCGAUAUGGGUUGGUUUCCACCAUGUUACUGGCUAUGAGUGGCGAAUACGUGCUAAUAUUAUACAUUGUAGUAUUUUUGAUUCCUCUUUUACUUGUGAUCACAAAUAUCAUGGUAUAUGUAACUGUGAAAAAGCAAGCGAAGAAACGACGAAAUAUAGCAAUGCAUGGAGUCAGCCAAGAGAACGAAAGCGAUGCAGAAAAUCGACUAACCGUAACGUUAUCCAUUAUUGUUGGAGUUUUUACUGCAUGCGCUCUACCCGCAACUAUAACAUCUAUAACUGCAUCGUCUAUUGAAAAGAUAGAUCCAGUUCACCCUCUCACGUUUAGUAAAUGGGCAGACACAGCUAUGAAUUCAGCCGAUUUCAUAGCAGUUUUAAUUCUUAUGUCAAACAGUUUAUGGAAUUGUUUUAUUUAUAGUGCACGAAAUCGCGAUUUCAAAAAGGCAACAGCUGAACUAUAUCGUAAAAUCAAACGUUCCGUCAGUUUAGCGAAGGAAAAGAGAGCCAGUGAUAAAACGCGCAAGAUUCGAAGCACAAAAACCUCAUGCGCAACGAAUACAAAAUUCGGUAACACCACGACAAAGGGAACUAUUCUAACACAAGAAUCGCCAAAUGUUUCCUCUACAAAGACGACGCCGAGUUUACAAGAAAAGCAACCAAAAGACGUCGACAUGGAAGCGAAAGAUGAAAAGGAAAGCAGAAACAAUAAUCGUGAUUCUGUAUUUCAGUCAUUCCACAUUAACGUGAACUCGGAUCGCUUCUUCAAUUCAGUGAUGAGAAAGUGGAUUCUCCAAACAAAAAUGGUGUCGCAAAAAAACAAGAUGACGGCACGAUAACUUCAUCACAAAGUACGUUAGGCGGAGAUGCUCACUUGGACACUAGAUCCGACAAGUUGAAAGACAUCGACGAAUCCUCGCAAAGCAGUGCCGACGAACAAGACGAUGCUCUUUGAACUUUAUGAUAAAAAAUUAGCCACCACAACAUAUUGGCUCUCACAUGUUAAAAGAUGAGACACGAACUGAGCGGCGUUCGUGGAGCAAAGAGAUCUAAGGACCAAAACUUAAAUAUUCUUCACGUCUUGAUUGAUUCCGAAAAUACUGAGUGUAUUUAAUACAAAUGGUGUAGUACACGACAUAGUAUUAUAAAAUAGUAUUAGGAUUAAUUGAGAAUUAUCUUAUAUUGUUUACAAUGGUUUUGCCUAAUGAGGAUCAAUCAAGAUAAGCUCGAAAGGCACUUUUAUUGCAUGUUUAGUAAAGCGUUAUUAUGUGUUUUAUAUGAUUUGUACUGAAGCCAACGUAAUAGCAAGAUGUGUUUCUGCAUGUUUUAUUUUACCCUAUUUCCUCGGUAUAUCUGUGUGUUGCUUUCUUCUGUUAAAAUACAUUGUUCCUAAUGUUAUAACAUCUAAUGACAGGCAAAAACCUUAUAAUUCUGAUUUCCGCAUGUUUUAUUUUACCCUAUUUCCUCAAUAUAUCUGUGUGUUGUGCUUUCUUCUGUUAAUAUACAUUGUCCCUAAUGUUAUACAAUCUAAUGACAGGCAGAAACCUCA